AUGGUGAGCGCUGCACUUGUUCGUACCGUUAUCGGCAUUAUAGGGAAUGUGAUCUCUUUCGGCUUGUUUUUCUCACCAGCGCCAACAUUCUAUCGGAUAAUAAAGAAAAAGUCCGUGGAAGAGUUCAAACCCGAUCCAUAUAUAGCAACGGUUCUAAACUGUGCGUUUUGGGUGUUCUAUGGGCUUCCUUUCGUGCACCCUCACAGUGUGCUUGUGGUUACCAUCAAUGGCGUUGGCCUUGUCUUCGAGUUCGUCUAUCUCACCAUUUUUUACAUUUAUGCCACUAACAUAGGACGGAGGAAGGUACUGUUCCUUCUGGGAUCAGAGGUUUUGUUCUUUGCCGCUGUUGCUCUUAUAACGUUGCUGGUACUACAUGGCACUCACGAAAGAUCGUUAGUGGUUGGUGUACUGUGUGAUAUAUUUAAUAUCAUGAUGUAUGUCUCUCCUCUUACGAUCAUGGCAAAGGUUAUAAAAACCAAGAGCGUGGAAUAUAUGCCAUUUUGGCUAUCUCUAACUAACUUCCUCAAUGGAGUGUGCUGGACAACAUACGCUCUCAUCCACCCUUUCGAUAUUUACGUCCUGGUAAGUAAUGGAAUUGGAGCAUUGUCUGGACUGAUUCAGCUGAUACUAUAUGCUUGUUACUGUUCCUGUAAUAAUGGAGAGAAUAACGGUGAUGGUGAUGACAGUGUGUCAACUACAGUUGUUAAGGGAAAGAUUGAAUUAGUUUGA
Messenger RNA from Arachis stenosperma, 729 nucleotides. Its product is annotated as bidirectional sugar transporter SWEET6a-like. The record is from RefSeq and is a predicted model, not a curated record. The coding region runs from base 1 to 729 and encodes 242 amino acids. Gene Ontology annotation, molecular function: sugar transmembrane transporter activity. Gene Ontology annotation, cellular component: membrane. Gene Ontology annotation, biological process: carbohydrate transport. The transcript has a single exon. Lineage: Eukaryota; Viridiplantae; Streptophyta; Magnoliopsida; Fabales; Fabaceae.